AUGGCCGCGUCGUUAGGUUGGACGCCAGAAGAGGGCUCAGCCGUCAUCUGUGUGAUCAUCGUAAUGAAGAUGGUCAUCAGCUAUACGGACAAAGUGCUCGGCCGUGGCGGCCACGAAUUGGAGUCGGUUCGGUCGCAGGGUGCUGCGGAGGAGAAGAACAUUCUCCUCAAGUACGCGUGGCACGACACCUCCGAGGGAGUAGAAGGGUCCAGGGGCAUCGAGCCCACCGCAGUCCUACGCUUGCAACAGGAGGUCUAUGCAGAUCUGAUGAGCCCCGAAGGCCAGUGGGCGCGAGCGCUUUCAAAAGGCGUCACAUUUGAAAGGCUGAUGGAGAGCCAGCCAUUGUGGAGGCACUUCUGGUCUCGCUCCGAAUUCCGGAUGCGAGUGGGCUUCGAAAUGGAACAGAAGGACGGAUGGGUGGUGCCCCUGCAGCGCGUCAUGGACCCUUCUGAUGACACCAGCCCGGUUUCUGCUGCGACUUUAGCCAAGCAAAGUCUGGUUCACUGGUGCCCAGAUGAGACCGAGCUGGCAAAGCGCCUCUUGCGGCCCCCCAUCAGGGUUGAUGAGCAGGGAGUGAGGUUCCGCCAAGUCCAGGGCUGGUCGUUGGGCAGGCAAGACUGCAUCCGCGUCCUAUAUGACCCGGGCAUGGAGAAGAAUCCGACUGGCUUCCAGCAGCUUAUUGAGUUCACGAUUACUCCCAAGGCUCUGGAGAUCGGCGAACAUGGCGCCAGGUGGACGAACGGGGCUCAGAUCGACUACCAGCUGAUUGCUGUAGUCAGGCUUGGCCCUCCUGUAUACAUCAGGACAUAUGACAAGUCUGGGAAGUACAGCGUCCCCAGGGCUUUGUCCUCGCAGGCCGUGCUAUGCCUGAACAAUGACUGGGAAUUGGGACAGUCCGGCUCUAAGUACAUGCUGUACUAUGUCCUCGCCAGCAGUACGGAUCCCGAGGUUGAGCCAGCAGAAGAGAAGCCGCCCCCGAUGUCGAAGCGCGGGUUGGCUAGGGUUGCUAAUACCCAGCAACCAAAUACGGGCCUCUCUAGCAUCUCCUCGCUGCCGCCUGCGGAUGCUCCCAAGGAGCCAAAGGCCCACCGGAACCGGGCCGCGGCGAAGGCUCAGGCGGACAGACCUGGCCUGAACCCCAAUUAUAUGCCGCUCGGGGCGCCUAGGUCUCGGCGAUUUCGCGAGGAGUCACCGGCCGGGCCUUCUGGUCAGCAUGGCGAGUCUGCGGGAGGCUCCGAUGCUGCAGACGCUCCGGCUAUCGAGAAAGCCCCCAGGCCGCAGAGGUUCGACCUGCGGCGAAGGUCAGAUCAUCCGGGUGCACGUGAGGGCUUCCGGACACCGUUGGUGGACCCUGGUUGGGGUCCGCGACGGUGGGUAGGCGAGCCGGUCGAAUACGAUGAUAUGGAGCGCCCUCCUCGUUCUCAAGGCCUGCACCUCCGAGUCGGGCGGUGCCUCAACCUGAGAAUCCCCGGGCUCAGCCUGGGAAUGCCGGAGCUCAGCCUGGGAAUGCCGGAGCUCAGCCACGACGGACCUCACAUGUGGUACGCGGGCACACGCCCCGAUCAGCCAUUCAAGAAGAGGAGAAGGCUCGAGGAAGACGACAUGUAA
Messenger RNA from Diaporthe citri, 1608 nucleotides. RefSeq lists its product as uncharacterized. The transcript is spliced from 2 exons. Lineage: Eukaryota; Fungi; Ascomycota; Sordariomycetes; Diaporthales; Diaporthaceae. The record is from RefSeq and is a predicted model, not a curated record. The coding region runs from base 1 to 1608 and encodes 535 amino acids.